This is a messenger RNA of Trichobilharzia szidati, 493 nucleotides long. Lineage: Eukaryota; Metazoa; Platyhelminthes; Trematoda; Strigeidida; Schistosomatidae. The record is from the annotation of a GenBank genome assembly.
AACUGCGAUGACAGAGAUUACGAGUGUAUAAAAGGAGAUCCAUGUCGGCUUCAUGUCAAACUUGUGCAUUACUUUGCGUCAUACAGUGUGCUUCAUACAAUGUCUUUCUGGUCAUUACUCCUCUGUUUCGUUCUUCUGUCGACAAGUGGAAUACAAGCUAGCGCACUGGAACCUUGGAGCCAGCAAGCUGAGUUUGAUUCCCGAUUCAGAAAUUACACAUAUAAUUUAUCGAAUGGAACGCUUUCCUGUCGAUGCUAUAAAAAUCUAACCGAUGCGGAGCUAGAAAAUUAUCCACCAGGUAAAGAAAGGUGUCCUAAAUGCGAAUGGGUGCGAUGAUCUGAGAAGAAGAUGAGGAAUGUGAAGGAACGGGACAAGUGAUUUGCUCUAGACGUCACAUAUCUCAUUCUGUGAAUGCUUUUCAUUCUGAUUAUUCACAAAUACACUUUAAUGUAAAUUACGAUAAUAAAUCUUCAAUUUUAUUAACAACAGUCAA